UCUAUGUGGGUGGCUCUACAGAUAGAAAUGAGGGCCUCACUCAAACCCAAACUCUAGAUCCCUACCUCCCCACCAGUCUGUGGACGCAGGUCUUGAGCAGUUCUGGGGCUUGUGACUGGAGAGCUGAACACUGUGAUGGAGACUCCUCUUGAGAAGGCUUUGACCACGAUGGUCACCACUUUUCACAAAUAUUCAGGGCGAGAGGGUAACAAACUGACCCUGAGCAAGAAGGAACUGAAGGAGCUGAUAACGAAGGAACUGAGUCUUGGGGAGAAGAUGAAAGAGAGCAGCAUUGAUGACCUGAUGAAGAGCCUGGACAAGAACAGCGACCUGGAGAUCGACUUCAAGGAGUAUUCGGUGUUCCUGACCACACUGUGCAUGGCCUACAACGACUUUUUCCUGGAGGACAACAAGUGACCGUGCUGCCCUCUGCCCUCCCUGUCAGCCCCUCGCCCCUGACUGCUGUAGCUCCUCUCUCAGACCCUUUCUGGCCCCAUCCCCCUCGCUCAUGCAUCCUUCCAGGAGAGGAAAUAAAGUUUCCA
Chinchilla lanigera (long-tailed chinchilla) is the source of this 542-nucleotide messenger RNA. RefSeq names its product S100 calcium binding protein A5 (gene S100a5). Gene Ontology annotation, cellular component: cytoplasm; nucleus. The transcript is spliced from 3 exons. The record is from RefSeq and is a predicted model, not a curated record. NCBI's taxonomy places the organism in Eukaryota, Metazoa, Chordata, Mammalia, Rodentia, Chinchillidae. Gene Ontology annotation, molecular function: transition metal ion binding; calcium ion binding. Bases 136 to 417 code for a protein of 93 amino acids.